AUGCCUUUGCUUGGAGCCCUGUCCGCUAUACGAGAAGUUAUCUCCAAGUUCUUUGGCUAUCUUGUAGACAAGUUAGGUUCUUCUGAAUUCUUGCAAAUUGUCAGUGAAAAACAGAUUCAAGAAGAGCUCGAGAAGUUGAAGAAAGAAUUGCUAGAAAUUCAUGCACUACUUGAUGAUGCUGAGGAAAGGGGCAUGAUGUCGAAGAUAAAAGAUAUCGCUGCCAAAUUGAAAGAUUUAGAGCCUCGGAAAAAUCAGUUGCAACUGAGAAUGAUUGAUUGCUCGAAGUACAGCAAAAUAAAAGAAAGGCGUCAGCCUACUUCUCUGGAGAUUGAAACUCAAGUGUAUGGCAGAGACGAAGACAAGAAGACAAUACUAAAAUUGGUCCUCAACAUUGAUGAUGAAGGAGAUUUUGUGUCUCGAUGGCAUGGGAGAGAUCGGUACGAGUCAACCCUGGCCCAGCUUGUUUACAAUGAUGUUACUGUUCACGAUCAUUUUGAUCUCAAAGCAUGGGUUUGUGUUUCAGAUGAUUUUGAUGUCACAAGAAUAACAAAAGCAAUUUUCCAAGCAGUCACUUCUGAGCCAUUGAGGAACUGUGAUGGCUUGCCUUUGGCUGCUAAAACCCAUGGAGGCUUGCUUCGUACUAAUGUUAACAUUGAUGCCUGGAAAGAUAUAUUAAAGAGUGAGAUAUGGAAGCCAUCAGGCCAUCGAUGUGGUAUAAUUCCAGCUCUCCAAUUAAGUUACCAUCAUCUUCCUCCACAUUUGAAGUGGUUCUUUGCAUAUUGCUCCAUUCUUCCUAAGGACUAUGAAUUCCAAGAGAGAGAAAUAAUCUUGUUGUGGAGGGCAGAAGGCCUUUUACAGGAAGCUAGAGAUAAACAUAGCAUUGAAGAUCUAGGCCACAAGUAUUUUACAGAUCUAGUAGCAAGAAUAGAAGGUGAUCAGAAAAUUUCAAAACAUGCUCGCCACUUAUCUUACAUUGGUGGUGUGUAUGAUGGCGUCAAAAAGUUUGAGGGCAUUGAUGAAGCGGUGCUUUAUUUGGAAGGAUAUCGAAUCUCAAAGUUGCCGGAUGUUAUUGGAGAUUUAAAACACUUAUGGUAUCUAGAUUUUUCUCGAACUCUCACUAAAUGCUUGCCGGACUCCAUAGGUACCCUCUAUAAUUUAGAAACCCUUUUAUUAAGGGAGCGUGAGGUGCUUGAAAAGCUACCUUUAGAGAUGGAAAUCCUAGUCAACCUAUGUUAUCUUAAUAUCACAGGUGCCAAUAGAUUAGAAGGGUUAAAGAAUGUUGUUGAAACUAAAGAUGCAUGGAAGGCUAAGUUACAUGAUAAGUCAGGACUGGAUAAGUUAGAAUUGAAGUGGAGUAAAUACUUUGAGAAUAGAAGAGAGGAAAUAGAGAAAAAUGUGUUGGAUUUGCUUCAACCUUCCAAAAAUCGUAAGAAACUUGCCCUCAAGUACUAUUGUGGUGUUAGUUUGGCGGAAUUGAUAGAAGAUCCUUCAUUCAAUAAGUUACUAUCUUUAUGCCUUGAUGAUUGUCCAAAUUGCACAAUUGCCAUUGUUGGAAAAAUUAAGCAUCAAGAAAUUGUGUAG
Molecule: messenger RNA, 1581 nt
Organism: Durio zibethinus
Lineage: Eukaryota; Viridiplantae; Streptophyta; Magnoliopsida; Malvales; Malvaceae
Source: RefSeq, a predicted model, not a curated record